AAAAAAAUGAGGUCGUCUAGGGUUUCUCUCAUAGCCGCCGCUUGCUCUGGUUCUUCGUCUCUUCUCCUCUCCUCUCCUCUCUUUUCCUCUUUUCUAGAGGUUAAAGAGACAGGGCUUACCAGGCCCCGUCUGCCUUGGCGUUGCUCCGGCCGCGUCUUGGUCCUCGAAAGGAGAUCACUUUUGUUUUUUUACAGUUUUUUCUUACUCGAUUUUGUUCGGAGGCUGUAGAACAAGCAAGACAAGAUGGUCGUGAAGCUGUCCAAGUCGGAGAAGAAGGUGCUGUAUGACAAGAAGCUGUGCUCACUUCUGGAUGAGUACAGUAGGGUGCUCAUUGCGGUCGCUGAUAACGUCGGCUCCAAUCAGCUGCAGAACAUCCGCCAGGGUCUGCGUGGCGACUCCAUCAUUCUCAUGGGCAAGAAUACCCUCAUUCGCCGCUGCAUCAAGAUCCACGCAGAGAAAACCGGCAACAAGGAUUACCUGAACAUCCUACCUCUACUUGUUGGAAACGUUGGUCUGAUAUUUACAAAAGGAGAUCUUAAGGAAGUCAGUGAAGAGGUUGCCAAGUACAAGGUUGGAGCUCCUGCACGUGUGGGCCUUGUUGCACCUAUUGAUGUUAUUGUGCCACCUGGAAACACUGGAUUGGACCCUUCCCAGACAUCUUUCUUUCAGGUGCUCAAUAUUCCCACCAAGAUUAACAAGGGUACUGUGGAAAUCAUCACCCCUGUUGAGCUGAUUAAGAAGGGAGACAAAGUAGGCUCUUCUGAGGCUGCUCUCCUUGCAAAGCUGGGGAUUAGGCCAUUUUCGUACGGUCUUGUUAUUCUGUCUGUGUAUGAAGAUGGCUCUGUGUUCAGUCCUGAAGUUCUCGAUCUGACAGAGGAUGACCUCAUUGAGAAGUUUGCAGCUGGCAUCUCCAUGGUUACUUCACUGUCUUUGGCCAUAUCCUACCCAACUCUUGCAGCUGCACCCCACAUGUUCAUCAAUGCCUACAAAAAUGUUCUUGCUGUAGCAAUUGCAACUGAGUACACCUUUCCUCAGGCCGAGAAAGUCAAAGAAUUCCUCAAGGAUCCAAGCAAGUUUGCUGUUGCUUCUGCACCUGUAGCUGUGGCGGAGACUGCAGCACCUUCGGCCUCUGCACCUGCGGAAGAGAAGAAAGAGGAGCCAGCUGAGGAAUCUGAUGACGACAUGGGCUUUAGCUUGUUCGAUUAGGAUUUCUCAGUCUUCUAUCUUAUUUCCAAGUUAUCUUUUAGUCAUUUUGUUGGCUUGCUUCAAUUUUUGCUACUCGAAGGUUUCAUGUUGAACUAUUUAUUUCUUUCGCUCUACCGUUUCUUUCCUUUUUGGUUAAUGCGAUCUCUUAGAGAAUAUCAUUUA
Messenger RNA from Zingiber officinale, 1368 nucleotides. Its product is annotated as 60S acidic ribosomal protein P0-like. The coding region runs from base 244 to 1206 and encodes 320 amino acids. The record is from RefSeq and is a predicted model, not a curated record. Gene Ontology annotation, molecular function: structural constituent of ribosome; large ribosomal subunit rRNA binding. The transcript is spliced from 5 exons. NCBI's taxonomy places the organism in Eukaryota, Viridiplantae, Streptophyta, Magnoliopsida, Zingiberales, Zingiberaceae. Gene Ontology annotation, biological process: ribosomal large subunit assembly; ribosome biogenesis; cytoplasmic translation. Gene Ontology annotation, cellular component: cytosolic large ribosomal subunit.